This is a messenger RNA of Plodia interpunctella (Indianmeal moth), 874 nucleotides long. Its product is annotated as mpv17-like protein. The transcript is spliced from 4 exons. NCBI's taxonomy places the organism in Eukaryota, Metazoa, Arthropoda, Insecta, Lepidoptera, Pyralidae. Bases 141 to 734 code for a protein of 197 amino acids. Gene Ontology annotation, biological process: cellular response to reactive oxygen species. Gene Ontology annotation, cellular component: membrane; mitochondrion; cytoplasm. The record is from RefSeq and is a predicted model, not a curated record.
UCACCAAAAAAUGCCAUAAUUUAAAUCUAACUCCUCAUUUCCUAUUUGAAAAUCGAACGAGUUUGUUCUUUUGGAAUUAUGUGAGUGUUACAUCAUCUGUUUUGUGCCAGUGUUUUGUUAACAUAUAAAGAGGGGAAAAAAUGGGUGUUAUGAAUAGAUGUGUUGUAAUAUUCAAGAAAUAUCCCCUUAUAAGGGGUAUGUUAUCAUAUGCUGUAAUUUGGCCGACCUCUAGUCUGAUUCAGCAGACUUUUGAAGGAAAAAAUAUAGAAACAUAUGACUGGAAGCGAUGCGCGCGAUACGGCCUGUAUGGAUCCUGCUAUGUGGCCCCCACAUUGUAUAGCUGGCUCACUGUGGCCAACUUCAUGUGGCCAGGCAACACACUGAGAGUGGGACUUAUUAAGACUUUAGUGGAGACGCUGACAUACACGCCGUUCGCCAUGUGCAGCUUUUACUUCGGCAUGAGCAUGUUGGAGACGAAACCUUUCUACGAAGCGGUGGCCGAAGUCAAGGCCAAGUUCUGGCCGACUUACAAAGUGGGAGCGUCAAUAUGGCCAGCGGUAGCUUUAGUAAACUUCUGUUUCAUCCCGCCGAGAAACAGGGUCCCCUUCAUCAGCUGUUGUAGCCUCUUCUGGACCUGCUUCCUGGCCUACAUGAAGCAUUUGGACAAGGAGAAGGUCCAGAAAGGAAAAGUAUUGCCCGUGAUCAAAGUCAACAUACUGAAGGUGGAAAAGUGAGGUUCGAAUUUAGGAUUUCAAUACUAUAGUCCGUUUCUUUGGAGGACGGAAAGUCGGGCAUUGACCCCUGUUUCUCCCCGUCGAAUACGGUAAUGACAAAGGAAAGAUCUCGACGAACCAAGGCAGCAUUAAGAUAUUAA